CCUCCUACACCCAUCGUCCCUCCCAACACAUCCAAGAAACAAUGGCCACCGGUGAUAUCGGUCUUAUUGGUUUGGCCGUCAUGGGCCAAAACCUCAUUCUUAACAUGAAUGACAAGGGCUUCAAUGUUGUUGCCUACAACCGUACCACCAGCAAGGUCGACGCCUUCCUCGAGAACGAGGCCAAGGGCACCAACGUCCAGGGCGCAUGGAGCAUCGAGGAGCUUUGCAAGAAGCUUAAGCGCCCUCGCAAGAUUAUCCUCCUCGUCAAGGCUGGUGCCGCCGUCGACGCUUUCAUCGAGCAGCUUGUCCCGCACCUCGAGCAGGGCGACAUCAUCAUCGACGGUGGUAACUCUCACUUCCCGGACACCAACCGCCGCGUCCGCGAGCUCUCUGCCAAGGGCCUCCUCUUUGUCGGCUCUGGUGUCUCCGGUGGUGAGGAGGGUGCCCGUCACGGCCCUUCGCUCAUGCCCGGUGGCAACCCCGAGGCGUGGCCGCACAUCAAGGAGAUCUUCCAGAAGGCCUCCGCCCAGGCGUACGGCGAGCCGUGCUGCGACUGGGUCGGCCCCGAGGGUGCUGGUCACUACGUCAAGAUGGUCCACAACGGUAUCGAGUACGGUGACAUGCAGCUCAUCUCCGAGGCCUACGACAUCCUCAAGCGCGGUCUUGACUUGACCGAGUCUGAGAUCGCAGACAUCUUCCUUACCUGGAACAAGGGUGUCCUCGACUCCUUCCUCAUCGAGAUCACCGCGAACAUCCUGAAGUUCAACGACGACGAUGGUGUUCCCCUCGUUACCAAGAUCCUCGACCAGGCUGGCCAGAAGGGUACCGGCAAGUGGACUGCCAUCGCCGCUCUCGACGCUGGCUCUCCCGUCACCCUCAUCGGCGAGGCCGUCUUCGCUCGCUGCUUGUCUGCGCUCAAGGAGGAGCGUAUCCGCGCGUCGAAGGCGAUCGCUGGUCCGGCCAAGGAGCCGUUCAAGGGCGACAAGAAGCAGUUCAUCGACGACCUUGAGCAGGCGUUGUACGCCUCCAAGAUCAUCUCCUACACCCAGGGCUUCAUGUUGAUGCGUGAGACCGCGAAGGAGUACAAGUGGGAGCUCAACUACGCCGGCAUCGCCAAGAUGUGGCGCGGUGGCUGCAUCAUCAAGUCUGUCUUCCUCAGCGACAUCUCGAAGGCCUUCGUCAAGAAGGGCGACCUCGAGUCUCUUCUCUUCGACGAGUUCUUCAACAACGCGAUCGAGAAGGCGCAGCCCGGCUGGCGGCGCGUCGUCGCGCAGGCCGUGCUCUGGGGUAUCCCCACCCCCGCGUUCAGCACCGCGCUCGCGUUCUUCGACGGCUACCGCAGCGAGAUCCUGCCCGCGAACCUGCUCCAGGCGCAGCGCGACUACUUCGGCGCGCACACCUUCCGCGUCCUCCCCGGAAAGGAGAACGAGCGCUUGCAGCCGGGCAAGGACAUCCACAUCAACUGGACCGGCCGCGGCGGCAACGUCUCGGCGUCGACGUACAUCGCGUAAGCGCCCUCGCUCGACGUCUUUAGCGCUGUCGGCCUCGCGCGUGCGCCACGUAGGCGUGCGUCGGGGCGCUGGGUGCGACACAACCUAUUGACGGGAUUAUAGACCACGGUUGUAUAGGCUUUAGUGAACUCAAAGUGUACUUGUUGGCAGAAGAAAAAAAUGAACUGUACUUUGUACUCUU
Molecule: messenger RNA, 1692 nt
Organism: Schizophyllum commune H4-8
Lineage: Eukaryota; Fungi; Basidiomycota; Agaricomycetes; Agaricales; Schizophyllaceae
Product: decarboxylating 6-phosphogluconate dehydrogenase
Exons: 7
Coding region: 42-1511 (489 amino acids)
Biological process (GO): pentose-phosphate shunt, oxidative branch; pentose-phosphate shunt
Cellular component (GO): cytosol
Molecular function (GO): phosphogluconate dehydrogenase (decarboxylating) activity; NADP binding
Source: RefSeq, a predicted model, not a curated record